Molecule: messenger RNA, 571 nt
Organism: Centruroides sculpturatus (bark scorpion)
Lineage: Eukaryota; Metazoa; Arthropoda; Arachnida; Scorpiones; Buthidae
Gene: RpL27
Product: 60S ribosomal protein L27-like
Exons: 5
Coding region: 109-519 (136 amino acids)
Biological process (GO): translation
Cellular component (GO): cytosolic large ribosomal subunit; ribosome
Molecular function (GO): structural constituent of ribosome
Source: RefSeq, a predicted model, not a curated record
GGCAACACUUUCCCAUUUUUUGGGAGAAGAAAAGGUGUCUGCGUUGAGGGAUCUGAUUAAAGUAAUAUCGGAAUCUGCAUUAAUCGGUAAAAAUAUUAGCUUUCCAAGAUGGGAAAGAUAAUGAAAAUUGGAAAAGUGGUGUUAGUACUAAAUGGAAAAUAUGCUGGUAGGAAGGCAGUCAUUGUAAAGAACAAUGAUGAAGGCACGUCAGACAAGCCUUAUGGUCAUGCUCUCAUAGCUGGUGUAGACCGUUACCCCCGUAAGGUGACAAGACGCAUGGGCAAGAAGAAGAUAGCCAAGCGAUCCAAGAUCAAGCCUUUCAUGAAAGUUUACAAUUACAAUCAUCUAAUGCCAACCAGAUACAUGGUAGACAUUCAGUUUGAUAAAUCUGUCGUAAACAAAGAGGUGUUGAAAGACCCGGGAAAGAGGAGAAAAGCACGCCGAGAGGUCAAGGCAAAGUUUGAAGAAAGAUAUAAGACAGGCAAGAACAGAUGGUUUUUCCAAAAACUACGAUUUUAAUUGUAAAAAUACCUCUCAAAUAAACAGAUUCUUCAUGACAUAGUUCAUAUGA